GCGCCGGGCGGGGGCCAUGGGCGCCCCGCGCGGCCCAGGUCAUGAGGACAGAGGCGGAGGCAGCGGGGCCGCCGCUCGAACCCGGAGUAGCUCUGGAUCCCUGUGGGCUAACCUGCCCAUGCCGAGACUGGAGAUGUCCAUUCAGGAGUGUUUAGCCUUGCAGGGCCUUGAAUCCAGGGGUUCUAGGGACCAGGGCAAGAGGAGGAAGUGCACACAAGGACCCUAGGGAGCAGCUGUCCUAUGCCACAUUUACAGCUGGGAAUAGGGGAAGACACAGAGUCAAAGCCUGGCCAAAAAUGACCCAGCUGGCUGGUGCCAGAGCCCGGGCCACAGAGUGAGGAGGGAGCUGUGAACUGAGGGCUGUAGUCUGGAAGCCAUGGUCAGUAAAAGGAGGAGCAUUGGGGCAUUGCCAUGAUAAGUAGGCCUGGGCAUCUCAAGGGACAAGGCCUUUCUGGAAAAAACACCUUCCGUUCUUCAAGCACGUAUGAGUGUCUAAGGGCUGGGAGAAGGCAGAUGCGGCCCUGUCCCUGCCUGCCCCUGAGGUAUUCUCAGUCUGUCCAGGGGGGAAGGCAGGCAUGAUCACCUCAAACACUCCAUACUGAAGGGCUCAGAGAGGGAAAGAGGCCAGAGCAUUUGGAUGUUCAGAGAUGGGAGAUAACAUUCCAGACUAAGGUAUUUGCAAGAGCAAAGCCUGGGGAGUAAAUAGCCUCUAUACAGAGAAACAAAAAGGUAGUUUAUUGCCACAGCGAAGGGUUCUUGAAAAGGGACAAGGGACGCAUUCCACAGUGAGAGAACAGCACCCUGCUAAGUUCUCUCUCUCCACUCAGCCCAUUGCAGGGAAUUUUUUAGAAUAUGAAUCUGGGGGGCAGGACUUGGGACUUAGUGUCCUCAAAUCGUAGCACACAUUGAGGGCUUAAUAAGUUCAUUUCUUCCAACAAAUGUUUAUCGAAUUACUGCUAAGCAUCAGACACUAGGCACUAGUGGGCAAGAUCAGCAAACUCUUUGUCCUCAGGAAGCUUACAGUCUUGUGGGGAGAUGGAGUAGCUCUAUUUUAUUUUCAAUUUUCUUAUAAAUCUUGCUAAGUACUGUGAGGGAAACAAACAGGAUGCUGGGAAGGAGGUCCCCCUCUCCCAAAAGCAUGGUCAGAAAAAUCCUCAGAGGAGGAGCAUUUGAGCUGGGACCUGCAUGACAAAAAGGGGCAGCCUGGAGAACUGCAGGUGAAAGAAAGUCUCAGACAGAGACAGCUGCACUUGCAGAGGGGUGUAAUGCAGCUUGAUGCCUUCCCAGGGUGACUGGAAGUCGGUGCGUGAGGUGUCAGGGCCGAGGUGAGGAUGGGGGCUGGCCCCUGCAGGCCGUGGAGUGGGGUGAUGACUUUAUUCUGAGAGUAAUGGGAGCCCAUGGAUGGGAUCCCCCUGGCUACUGUGUAUGACGGGGGAGGAGCCGGGGGUGGAGUUUGGAACAGAGGAUAGGCAGAAGUCAGGCUGCACUGAGCCCUCAGAACUGAAUCCAUGUCAGUGGGAAGAGGCAAAUGUCGGAAGGCCUUGAAUGAUGGCCUGUGUUCCUUGUAGAGGCAUCUGGGGUCAGGGGAAGGAGGGAACAAAGCCUCAGCCCAAUUGGCUCAGUGUGCCAGGUCCCCCUGGAUGGAGGGCAGCAUUCACGUCAGCACCUGAAAAGAGCUUUCCACAUGCCCUUGCCCUGAGUGCGCAUAGCACUCCCCAGACUGGCAUCUCUGGUGGUCCAUUUCAUAGAGGAAGAAGCAGGCAUAGAGAGGCCAAAUGCCUCUCUCAAGUGACUCAGCCAACAAGAGGCCUGUACUCGCCCACGCCGUCCUGCCAUCCCGACACCCUGCUGCUUGCCCUUGCAGGAGACUUUGUGCAGCUGCCCGUGCCCAUCAUCCAGCAGCUCUACCACUGGGACUGCGGCCUGGCCUGCUCCAAGAUGGUCCUGCGGUACCUGGGCCAGCUAGACGACAAUGAGUUCGAGAGUGCCCUGCAGGAGCUGCGACUAACCAGGAGCAUCUGGACCAUUGACCUGGCCUACCUAAUGCGCCACUUUGGUGUGAGACACCGCUUCUGCACGCAGACCCUGGGCGUUGACAAGGGCUACAAGAACCAGUCCUUCUACAGGAAGCACUUUGACACAGAGGAGACCCGGGUGAACCAGCUGUUUGCACAAGCCAAGGCCUGCAAGGUGCUGGUGGAGAAAUGCACAGUGAGCGUGAAGGACAUCCAGGAACACCUGGCACAGGGCCACGUGGCCAUUGUGCUGGUGAACUCGGGGGUAUUGCACUGCGACCUCUGCUCCAGUCCUGUCAAGUACUGCUGCUUCGCCCCCAGUGGCCACCGCUGCUUCUGCCGGACCCCUGACUACCAGGGCCACUUCAUCGUUCUGCGUGGCUACAACCGGGCCACUGGCUGCAUCUUCUACAACAACCCAGCCUAUGCCGACCCAGGAAUGUGCAGCACCAGCAUCAGUAACUUCGAGGAAGCCAGAACCAGUUAUGGCACAGAUGAGGACAUCCUCUUUGUCUACUUGGACAGCUGACGGCGGGAGCCUGGUGUGCCCAGGCCCUCACGCCCCACCUUGCCACACCCCAGUCGGACCUACUCAGGAGGCCUUGGCCCAGGCCCAGAGCUGCUAGGGCUUAGAGGCAGAGCUGCAGCCUUGGCCCACGUGACAAAGCCCCAGGGAAUUCUUGGAGCCCAAGGCAUGCCUGCUUUGUCCACCAGCGUUGUGUGUGUCACCAUGCCACUUACCCUGCACACCUGCUGGUUGCUGGAGGCCUCCACAGAACGUCUGAGUAACAGCCUCCCCCAGGACCCCAGGCCUGACUCCAGUCAUGCCCAGGGGACUUCCAGCCCCGUGGGUGCCUUUGUUGCCUGCGAACCAGACCCAGGUGGAGGAUAAGCCUGAGCUCGUCUCCCCACAGACCUGGGGGCUGAGCCCUGGAGAUGCUGCUUGUCAAGAUGGCAUCUGUGUGUUUGGAGAUGGUGUAGCCAACCCCGGCUCCCGGGGCUUUGGACUGUUCCAGACCUUGCUGGGAACUGCCCCCGCCAACGCCCACCACCCCCCCAGAAGUGCUAUAGCCCUCCCUUUGGUGGAUGGUGCCUCUCCCUCCCGCCUCCCAGUGGACCCAAGUUCCUGUGGCUGGCCCUGAGGAGGGCUGGGCCUCAGGUCAAAAGGACCCUGAACCCCACCCCUCACCCUGCACCCUCCAGGUACUAAAACAUUGUAGGGUGGAGGGCUCUCGGGGGUAGACAGGGCCCCAGCUCAGUGCUGAAUGUACUCUCAGAAUGCCUGACCCUGGGGGCCAAGAACAGCCACCUGAGUCCCAAAGAUCCCCCAACCCAGGAGGCCUCCUGAUGCUAGCCUAAUCCCUGGCAGCGGGGCCCAUUCUCUGGGCAUGGGGGAGCCCCAAGCCUCACAAGGCUGGGGGCUGGGGUGCUAGGGUCUGCACUCCUGAGGCAAUGGUGGGGAUAGCCUGAGGCCUCCCACCCACCCUAGUGUUCAUGCCAGGACCUUUUGCACAGAAUGUUGGGUCUCUUGACAGAAGGGUGGUGCCUGCCCAGGAUCACGCAGCACUACACAUAGCAUGGAUGAUUUGGUUUUUUUGAUUCAAGCUUUCACUUGUGGGGAGUGAAAGUCGCCCUCAAGUAAGACAAUAAUAGUGAGAUUCAGGUACUUCGGAACCACUGACACCUCUCUUCAUAGGGCAGAUAAGCCAGCCUAAGUUCUCUUUCAAAAAGAGGACUCAGAGCUGGUGGGCUGAGUGCCAGGACCCCUCACCUUAUAGACAAACCCGGCCAUCAGUCUGGGGAGAGUAUGUCCAGGACAGUGGCGGGGCUGGGUCUUGAAUGCAGGUCUGCACGUAAAAACUAAGGGAAAUGGAUCAUUCCUAAAGGGGCUGAGGACACCCACCCCUCAUGAGCGGUCACUGACGAGGGAACACAACUGCCUCAGCAGCCACACUGCAGCUGCCAUCCCUCUGGACCGCAAACCAUGCUCAGCAUCUGCUCCUGCCAGCCGGCUGGCGCCUCCCCACCAUGGCUGCUCUGAGGGGCAGAGAUGGACGCUGUUUAUGAGGGCUGUCAGACCACCCAGCCGAAUCGCUCCUCGACACCAGAUGCAGCCCUUGGCCGUGAGGGAGGCACUAUUAGCUGGUUAGCUAACAGGUCAGCCACCCUGGUUUCAGAGACUAGCGUUGCCUUCAGACUGGUCUCAUCUCUUUUGCCUUAAUGCUGGGUGGCCCAAGAUCCCAGGGAGCUCUCGUUUCAAGCCCAGGAGAACCACGUGUGGCAGCUCUGGGGUUUGGGCGUCCUCAGGAAGGUUCUGGCUAAAAUCAUGUUAAGAAUAGAUGCAUCAAGGAAAGCAAUGAGGAAGCCAGGCUAUGGAGGACUGGUGGCACUGGCAUGGAGAGCAGCCUCCAUGGACAGUGGUCACAGCACCUCAGUCCAUCAUGCGACAUUUAGAAACACUCAGUCCAUGGGCAGGCCACAAGGUAGAGGUCACGCAUCUGGAAGAGUAACAAGCUACCUGUGCCUGAGGCGGUGUCAUCUGCCUGGGGAGGGCCAUGGGGGCAGGAUGCAGACAGGCGAUGCUGUGUUCUUGCACACAUCAUGGAAACAGGGCUGGAGAGAGCCCAGACUUCAGGAACUUCUGCACAUAGCAUGUGGCACCCAUGAGCCCUGUCCACAUGCUGGGGGCCCAGCAAAGCCACACUGGACAGUUGGUUUUGUUCACUCCAGCCACACAGGGACAAAAGGGAUCUUUUGCAUUGCAGAGAUUUUCUACAUAUAUAUAUUUUGUUUGUAAUGAGCCAUUCUCAAUAAACAUUAUUCUCACUGCAAAAUGAUGGCA
Messenger RNA from Suricata suricatta (meerkat), 4857 nucleotides. RefSeq names its product guanylyl cyclase domain containing 1 (gene GUCD1). NCBI's taxonomy places the organism in Eukaryota, Metazoa, Chordata, Mammalia, Carnivora, Herpestidae. The transcript has 7 exons. The coding region runs from base 1546 to 2544 and encodes 332 amino acids. The record is from RefSeq and is a predicted model, not a curated record.